CACUCGAUGAAAAGCAUAAAAUUUUGUUCAUUAGUUUCAUUAUUGAUUUGUAAGUUUAACAAAACGGGUGGCUUAAAGGAAUAAAAAGUUUAAAUAAGGAAUAAAUUAGCCUUAAUAGACCAUUAUGGCACUAGUGAUCAGAAAUGCAAUUGAUGUAUAUUGGACGAUAAAUAACGUAUGGGACGAUAAGAGAGUCAAAGAUUGGCUUUUCAUGUCAAGUCCAUUCAAGCCAAUUGCCAUUAUUGCGAUCUACUUAUUCAUCGUACUCAAAUGGGGUCCAAAAUGGAUGGAAAAGCGUCAACCAUACAAGCUGGAUUUCAUCAUAAAAACUUAUAAUCUGCUGCAAGUUGCAUGCUGCUUGUUUCUAACGGUCGACGUCUUUCGAUUAACCUUUGCACGAAACUAUAGCAUAAUUUGUGAACCUGUUGAUUAUUCUUACGAUCCUGUUGCUAUGAGAAUUGCUAGAUUUGGACAUUGGUACUUUUUAACAAAAGUAUUUGACUUAUUUGACACGAUUUUCUUCGUGCUGAAAAAGAAAAACUCUCACGUGUCGUUCUUACAUGUUUAUCAUCACGCUGGAAUGGUCGCAUUAACAUGGAUUGGAACUAAAUACGUUGCUGGUGGUCAUUCCGUCUUUACUGGAUGGAUUAACUCUUUUGUACAUGUAAUUAUGUACUUCUAUUAUUAUCUGACGACAGUUGAUAACAAAUACAAGCAGAGCUUCUGGAAGAAGUACAUUACACAGUUGCAAAUGGUUCAAUUCGGUUUGAUGGCUCUGCAUUGGCUGUCCCUAAUCUUAUCAAACGACUGUGGAUUCCCAAAGUUCAUUUCAUUCUUCAUGCUUCCUCAAAACGCAUUUAUCUUUGCUCUUUUCUUCGAUUUCUACAUGAAAGCUUAUGGAUCUAAGAAAACAAAGAUAGAAGACUCCAAAAAAUCUGAGCUGAACAUUGAAGUUGAGGUGAACAACAACCUUAAUCAGCCGUCAAUAACAAAAGUAAAUGCAAGAAAGGAAAAGAAUUAAUAUUCAAAAUAGAAUAGAUUUUAAGGUUAAACGCAGAAUAGUCCAUAGUAUUAAAAUACAAUUACCAUUAAAUAUAUUUAAAAUCCCGUAAACACGCUCUACCGUAAAUAAA
Messenger RNA from Chironomus riparius, 1133 nucleotides. The record is from the annotation of a GenBank genome assembly. Lineage: Eukaryota; Metazoa; Arthropoda; Insecta; Diptera; Chironomidae.